ACCAUUACUACCUCUUUCGAUUAUGUAUAGCACUAAUGCCAUGGAAUUCUAUGGCAAGAAAACUCUCUUUAGCUUCAUGGCUCAUCAUCAAGAUUCAAAUACAAUUUUGCAAUCUCCUCCUCCACCCUCUACUCCGACUACAAAUCUCUCCCCAAUAAGAACUUUUAAUUAUCAAGAAAUGAAUGAUCAAGAACUCCAAUUUAGCCCUCCACGCCCAUCUACCACCACAAAUCUUGCCUAUAUCUCACCAUCUAGCCCCGAAUCACCAUGGACACUCUCUCCUCUCCGCACCCCUUCUCCUUCUCUUCUCUACCAUUGCAUCGCGUCCCUUCAUCGCAACGACGGUAACAUCUUCUCCAUCGCUGUCUCGAAUGGAGUCGUCUUUACGGGCUCGGAAAGUAAGCGUAUUCGUGCUUGGAGACAGCCGGAUUGCAUCCAACGAGGCUGUCUUAAAUCGAGUUCAGGAGAAGUUCGAGCUAUUCUAGCCAAUGGUAAUAUGCUUUUCUCUUCGCAUAAAGAUCGUAAAAUUCGAAUAUGGAAUAUCACGGUGUCGGAUAAUUUUCGAAUACGAAAAGUCUCUACUUUGCCUAAAAAAAACUCAUUUCUUUCAUUUUCUCGAUCGAACACGCAAUAUCACAAAGAUUAUAUCUCUUGCAUGGCUUAUUACCAUGCAGAAGGGUUCUUAUACACUGGAUCAUACGAUAAAACUGUCAAAGUUUGGAGGGUUUUAGAUAAAAAACGAGUCGACUCAUUUACAGCACAUGAAGAUAAUAUAAACGCCAUAGUAGUGAAUCAAGAUGAUGGGUGUGUUUUCACAUGUUCAUCAGACGGUUCAGUCAAAAUAUGGCGACAAGUUUACAGAGAAAAUUCGCAUACUCUUACGAUGACACUAAAAGUUCAACAAUCUCCGGUUAAUGCAUUGGCAUUAAGCUCAUCGUCGCCGCCGAGCAAUUGCUUUCUUUACUCAGGAUCGUCUGAUGGUAGUAUAAGUUUCUGGGAGAAAGAGAAAUUCUCCGGUCGGUUUAAUCACGGUGGAUUCUUACAAGGUCAUAGGUUUUCAGUUCUGUGUCUAGCGACUGUAGAAAAGUUAAUAUUUAGCGGGUCAGAAGAUACGACAAUUAGGGUUUGGAGAAGAGAAGAAGGAAGCUAUUUGCAUGAAUGUUUAGCGGUGUUAGAUGGACAUAGAGGGCCUGUUAGAUGCUUGGUUGCUUGUUUGGAAAUGGAGAAAUUUGUGAUGGGUGUUUUAGUUUAUAGUGCAAGUUUGGAUCAUACUUUUAAGAUUUGGAGAGUUAAGGUUUUGCAUGAAGAAAAUAUGUGCUUAGAUUGUUCAGAUUCGAAAAUGAAAGGUAUGGAGUAUGAGAUGAGUCCUGUGUUGUCUCCUUCAUGGGUGGAAAGGAAACUUAGGGCCAGUCCUUUUCAGUAGAUGCAAAAGAAAUGGUUAAUGACAUGAUGUUAGUUUUUUUUCCCUUUAAUUUUUUGUUGUUGUAGUGGCGAUGAUCUUAAUCUAGUUUCUCAUUUCAAGAAUUUGUGUUAGGUUUUGGUUUCUAAUUUUAUUUGUUAGCUCUAAGUGGUUCUAUUCACUUACUCAAUUCACCUACUCAAUUUACCGAAUCUCAAAUCCGUAAAGUUCCCGAUUUA
Molecule: messenger RNA, 1638 nt
Organism: Mercurialis annua (annual mercury)
Lineage: Eukaryota; Viridiplantae; Streptophyta; Magnoliopsida; Malpighiales; Euphorbiaceae
Product: protein JINGUBANG-like
Exons: 1
Coding region: 23-1423 (466 amino acids)
Molecular function (GO): protein binding
Source: RefSeq, a predicted model, not a curated record